Diaporthe amygdali is the source of this 462-nucleotide messenger RNA. RefSeq lists its product as uncharacterized. The transcript is spliced from 3 exons. Bases 1 to 462 code for a protein of 153 amino acids. The record is from RefSeq and is a predicted model, not a curated record. Lineage: Eukaryota; Fungi; Ascomycota; Sordariomycetes; Diaporthales; Diaporthaceae.
AUGCAGUUCUUCGCUACCAUCGUGGGCGCUGCCCUUCUCGCCACCGGCGUCUCUGCCCAACAGGCCGUCGUUAAGAACAAUUGUGCGACCUCAAUCUACGUCCAGUCGUUCCCAUACGACGGUUCGGCAGCUGGUGCCCUGACCACCGUGGCACCUGGACAGUCCUUCUCGGAAGACUUCCGCAAGUCUGGCUCGACCGUCAAGGUUGCCAAGACUAAGACCCUCACCACCCCGCUGUUCUUCGGCUACUCCUUCUCGAGCAACCCAGACUACGCAUACUACGAGCUCAGCACAGAGUGGGGCAACCCCUUCGCUGACCAGCACAACAUUCUGACCCCUGGCGACGGUUGCGAGAUCUUCGACUGCGCGCCUGGCCAGACUGCCUGCUACAGCACCCCCGCGCACAAGAUUGUUUACGGCUGCCCACAGCCUGUCAACCUGGACGCGACGAUCUGUGCUUAA